Toxorhynchites rutilus septentrionalis is the source of this 1886-nucleotide messenger RNA. RefSeq lists its product as uncharacterized. Gene Ontology annotation, cellular component: chitin-based extracellular matrix. The transcript has 7 exons. Gene Ontology annotation, molecular function: structural constituent of chitin-based larval cuticle. NCBI's taxonomy places the organism in Eukaryota, Metazoa, Arthropoda, Insecta, Diptera, Culicidae. The coding region runs from base 125 to 1813 and encodes 562 amino acids. The record is from RefSeq and is a predicted model, not a curated record.
UAAAGAAUUCAGAAGUACAGCCUCACGCAAACGUCCUCGACAGGGACGCCCGGUCCAGCCAGUGUAAGCUUCGCAGCAGUAGCAGCAUCUUCCUUCAGUUAAGACUCCCACCUUCGAACCAGCGAUGAAAUUCGCAACGGUAGCACCUCUGUUUGUCGCCCUCACAUUGGGUAUCGUCUUCAGGGUCCACGCCAGAGCUGCAAAUGAUGGAAAAUACGAUAAGCGAAGAUACAGUAGUGGGAAGUACAUGCACACCAAUGAAGGUGAUUAUGUGGAAGAUUUGGAACGCUAUCGCUACGUCCACUAUGACGAUGGCGAUCGCGGACGCUACAUCCAUGUGCACGUUCCGUACGAUGGCGGUUACGGCAACUACGAGGGUGGCCACGAGCCCUACCGUAAUCCCCCGUACGACGCCACAGGAUUGUAUGCGUAUGUUCAAAGACCAAGAAAUGAAUCAUGUUUACGAUUGCUAGAACAAUACUAUAACACUUGUAGCGAUUCCAGUGCCGACAAUCCUUUCAAGGUGCAUGAGUACGAUAUCAAACAGCCGAACCUGUAUCUGGAGUAUGGGACACCCUAUCCCGAGUUCAACUUCGAUGCUUCAUCCAAACAGGAGAAACAGACACUAUCGUCAGCCGAGCCCGACGCGAGGAUGUCCAAUUUUCCAGGCAUCGCGUACCUCCCGGUUCCUGAACCUUCGGCAAAGGUUGUUACUCACGAGGGAAAAUUUAGCGAAGCAGCUAGUCGAAACUUUGCAAAUACAUUCGACCACAGUACGAUAACGUUAACAACUGUUAGCCAGGGAAGGACCCAAACUGAUUACGCCACCAACGUACCUGAGGAUCAAACGAGCACCGCGCUGCCACGAAAAACGUCGUCUCAAUCGGUAACAUCUACUCCCUUUAUGACAACUGCUUCCUCAACGACACCAGCCUCCGUUGAACUGCAAUUGCAACAAUGCAGGGUUCAACUCGAGUCAGCUUUAUUGAAAUUAAGCCACGAUAAAGUCACUGAGCGGAACGGGCGGAUGGUAGCAGCAGCCGCCUGCCAGAACCAGAACAAGCGCGACCCAUCUAAUCUGGCGCUUGUGGGCUGCGCACUCGCCCAAACUUUCCGUAAACCCGUUAACGUCAACGUCAACGUCAACGAUGGUCGCUAUUAUGGUGAUGAUCGUGGCAAAUACAACGAUGGAAAAUACCGCCCAGAUAACAGUGGCGCCUACCGUCCUGAUGAUUCCGGAAAAUACUCUGGCUCAUACGACCCAUACUUGCACGGUAAAUACGGCGUCGGUGGACAAGGCGGUGCCGGUGGUGCUGGAUCUGGAUUCGGUGGAAAGGGAGGCCAAGGAGGUGCUGGUUCGGGUGCUGGUUUGAGUGCAGGCUUUGGAAAGGGCACUGGUGGAAAUAAAUUCGGCACCGGUGUCCCGGCCAAGGUUGUGUCAGUUGUUCCAGUAGUAGCCCCACCAAAGCCACUGAAGCUCAAGCAGUCUUCCUCCGGCAGCGGCGAAGGAUUCGAUCGCAUCAAAGAACAGCUCAAAGAGUACAACGAGGACGGAUACUACUAUCGUUAUCUGACCGAGAAAGACACUCAAGUUGCUGAAACCGGCCGCAUCGAGGAACGCAACACCGAUAACGAAACCCUUCGCGCCAAGGGCUUCUUCGAAUAUGUUGGAACUGAUGGUGUCCAGUACCGUGUGGACUACACCGCCGAUGAGAACGGAUUCGUCCCAGUCGGUGCUCAUCUGCCAGUUGCUCCACCAGUCCCAGAACAGAUUGCACGAGCGCUCGAAUACGUCAGAAGACUGCAGCAGUAAGACCAGUUCAGUCAUUGUACAUAGACUUCCUCCACUUCUUUCUUUUGUAUACAUUCAGUCAGCGACAAUCUAU